AUGGUUACCAUAAAAUUAGAGGAAGCAUUUAAGCUUAUACCUAUGUGUACGGGAGAAGACGAUAUCUAUCCGUUCAUAAAUGCAUGUGAUAUGGCAGUAAAUUUGGUUGAAGAAAAAUGCGCGCCGACUUUAGUAUAUAUAACAACUAGGUUAUCUGGUAGAGCACUAGAAAUGAUAAAAUAUAAAAAUGUUACUAAAUGGGUAUACAUUAAGAGUUAUUUGAUGGAUGCUUUUGAAGAUACGACAACCGCUUCAAGUUUGCAGAUACAAUUAAAUUCCAUUAAGAUGCGUCAUGGUGAAGACGUCAAUGAUUAUUGCCAUAGAGUAGAAAAAUUGUAUUAUAAAUUUUGUAGUGCGUGUACGCUUAAUAAAGAGGAAUCAGAAGCAAAAGUAAUUCACGAAACUUUAAAAGAACAAACACUGAAUAUUUUUAUAAAAGGAUUAAUAAGUCCUAUAAGAACAAUUGUAAAGGCACGAAAUCCUAAAACAUUAGAGGUAGCUAAGCAAUUGGCAAAAGCAGAAGAAGUAGAAUAUAAUUCAGAAAGAGAAAAUAACAGAUACAGGAACGAUUUUAAUUAA
Molecule: messenger RNA, 579 nt
Organism: Aphis gossypii (cotton aphid)
Lineage: Eukaryota; Metazoa; Arthropoda; Insecta; Hemiptera; Aphididae
Exons: 1
Coding region: 1-579 (192 amino acids)
Source: RefSeq, a predicted model, not a curated record